UCUAUUUUGUUUUUGAAGCAAACACAGGGCGAAACCAAUACUGUAUUGGGAAAUUUGCAGGGAAAGUUCUUGCGACGAACAAGAAGAAAAGGGGCUCAGAAUCGAAUGAAUGGAAAAGGGUCUGUGGGAAUGGAGGGAGAACCAAAAGGGUUAGAAGCUUCACUGCACCAUUUGCUCGAACUCCACCAUCAUAAAUCUCUUGUCCUUACCCAACGCACAGAGAAAGCCAAGAAGGACGCCAUCAGGAAAACCGAGCGCGUUUCUGAUCUGUUGGUGGAAGCAGUCAAUGGCGGGGUGCACGAGUCCUUCAUCAACCAGAAGCGAAUUGAGCUCGAAAUUCGAGCCCUUGCUGCCACCAUCACAAGGUUCAUGAAGCAAACUGAUCAGUGGCUCGCUACCACUCAUGCCCUCAACACUGCUCUCAAGGAAAUUGGAGACUUUGAGAACUGGAUGAAGAUCAUGGAAUAUGAUUGUAAAAAUAUCACCACAGCUAUACAGAAUAUUCACCAAGAGUGAUACUACUGCAAUUGUUCUUGCAUGUCACCAUGUAAUUCUAAAUAUCUAAUCCCUUUUCAUUCGUUUUUCUAUUCUAAGCAUUAUACCAAAUAUCAUGCAUUAGUUUUCGAAAACCAUUUGCCUUUGUUUUCAGUGUAGUAACUUCCUUAAAGAAGGAAAGAUUGAUUAUCACCCUUAUUCUUAAUAAGUUAUGUGCUGCUAUCAUUUGCCUUUGUAAA
Molecule: messenger RNA, 734 nt
Organism: Vigna radiata var. radiata (mung bean)
Lineage: Eukaryota; Viridiplantae; Streptophyta; Magnoliopsida; Fabales; Fabaceae
Product: biogenesis of lysosome-related organelles complex 1 subunit 1
Exons: 3
Coding region: 106-516 (136 amino acids)
Biological process (GO): endosomal transport
Cellular component (GO): BLOC-1 complex
Source: RefSeq, a predicted model, not a curated record